Messenger RNA from Pteronotus mesoamericanus, 2859 nucleotides. RefSeq names its product catsper channel auxiliary subunit epsilon (gene CATSPERE). The record is from RefSeq and is a predicted model, not a curated record. Gene Ontology annotation, biological process: flagellated sperm motility; sperm capacitation. The transcript has 22 exons. Bases 1 to 2859 code for a protein of 952 amino acids. NCBI's taxonomy places the organism in Eukaryota, Metazoa, Chordata, Mammalia, Chiroptera, Mormoopidae. Gene Ontology annotation, cellular component: sperm principal piece; CatSper complex.
AUGGCAGCCCGGGGAGUGGCGGUGCUGCUGUCCUGGCUGAGCUGCUGCGGUUCCGCUCUGUGGAGAUAUUCCACUAGCAGCCCAAACUACCGCAUUUUUAGCACCAGGAGUACUAUUAAGUUAGAAUAUGAAGGAACAUUAUUUUCUGAGUGGCAUGUGCCAGAAACUUGUUCUGUGAAAGAUAAAAGCUCACCCAGCACAGAACUGCGUUGCUCUUCUCCUGGUAUUCAGAUUAUAAGACCGAUUGUUACAGGCCCGGAUUUAGAAGAAGAACGCUAUUUAUUUGUGGGCAGUUCUAAUACUUGCUUUCUGUGGUAUUACAGAGUUAAAAAUUUCCCUCAAAACUUAACCCAGAUUGUCGUCAUAUGGGUAUACGACCCAGAAAAUGCAGACCUCAGUGAGCUGCUGUGGGAGGCAGAUUUUCCAUCACUAAAUUCCAUUAUGCUUAGCAAGCAGUUGGCCACUUUGGGACAGGAGCCAGUCUUAUAUACGUUUCUGAAGAGAAAAGUUUACUUUCCACAAAAGAAAUUGGAAAAUGGGGCCUGGAGCAUCUCCAUACCAAUGGCAGUGGAUGAUGCGCUGAAAGAGAUUAAAGGAAACCAGGUGGCUUUUCAAGAUUGUUUUGUUGCAAAUUCUUUUUUCAUGCUGACUUUUCCUUUGCUGACAAUACCUGAGCACCCUAGCUUUUUACCCAUUUCUUCACCACGUGGUAGUCAGCUGAUGUCAUCCUGGCAAGCCUGUGUUCCUUCUUUUGCUGUGGUGGUAUCCGACAUGGAGACCUUUCAAACCAAUGAUUCAUUUCGUACUUGGACCAGAAUCAGAGUGCCUCCAAACGCCCUCACGGACGACGAGAGACACAGUGUGUCUGCUGUGAUCCUAUCCCGCGAUGGAAUUUUUUUUUUAAUAAAUGGUGUCCUUUAUGUAAAAAGUUUUACUGCAUUUACAAGACUGGGAAGCAAAGAAAACCUUCCCGAAGGUGGAAUUGUUGGCAUUACAUCAAGAAAAUGGUGUUGGGUCAAAUAUUUAUUGAAGGCUAGUGAAAGAAGAAGCAGCAUGGCAGUCUGGACAAGAAAUGAAGUUUAUCUUGGAUAUACUUCUCUUACAUUUGUCAAAAUAAUAACCACUAAAAAACUGGGGGAAAUCCUAGCUAUAUCCCCAGGUGCUACUCUGACUAUACAUAAUGUGGAGUACACAGGACAUCCUUUGGAACUUGGCUUGUUAUUAAAUUACUGCAUUACAUGUACUGUCACUAAAAAGAUUCAUCUAGUGUUAUAUAAUGAAGACAUAAAAGAGUGGGUGCUCCAAGACUUUGAGUUAAAUGUCAUGAUUGACAGUUCUAUAAUUCUGCGUUUUCUACAUUCAGCAAUGCCAGAAUUAAUACUAUGGGACAAGCAUAGGAUCUACUAUUCUUACUACAAUAUCAUUAAUGCUGGAGUUUUACAAACACCUACAAAAUUUGGAAAUCUAUCGGAAUUAUCACACAACAGUAUUAUUCACGAUGUUUUUAUAGAUUAUUAUGGAAAUAUUGUGGUAAAGAUGGAAAAUAAUAUGAUGUUUUUUUUCAAGAUUAAUAUUAGAGAUGCAGUAAAGCUACACGUAUGGGCAAAUAACACAACAAAAUCGUUAAUUUUCUUGAAUACAUCUGGUGGAACAUACCUCGUGUAUGUUUUUAAAAAUGGCACAAUAUUCCCACAGGAAUAUCCCUUAAACCUGGAAGCACAAAGUAUAGCUUUGAAAACAAAAGAAAAAUGCCCUUUUGUAGCAUUUCAUAGUAAUAUUCUUCAUAUUUUUUACAUUUUGGACAAGGGACAGAACCUGACAGUGUGGGCACAAAUAGUGUACCCGGAAAAUAUCGGUCUGCACAUUAUCGUGGAGUCCUAUGGCCCAAAAAUAUUACAAAAGAAAGAACAGGUUCACUAUGAAACUGCCUUAAGAUAUUGUACUAAAACCACGACCAUAACGUUUUUUCAGAAUGUGAAUUAUGAGGCAGUAGAUGAUUACUUCGAGUUGCAAUACCGGAAAACGGGGCUUCUGCUUGUUCAGGUUAGGCCUAGUGAAUAUGCAAAAACAUGUCCAAUAUCCCCAAAGGUGUUCCAAAUAGCUGUUGGCUGUGAUCCUAGUAAAUACAUUGCUGUUAAAGGAUUUAAUAACAAAAGAUGUACUCAGCAUGAUUUGUACUACACUAUUGAAAAGUCAUACCUGAGGGAUCGACCACUUAAAAACUUGAAAGUAAAAUAUAAUUGGAAAAAAUACGGCUGCCCACGGAGGCUUGAUUUCAGAGAAAAGUUUCACCCUUUGAUUCAGUUAUACGAUGAGGACGGCUUUAUUGAAGACGUUGAAGUAAAUUUCAUAGUGUGGGAAAUACAUGGCAGGGACGACUAUAGUUUUAAUACCACUAUGAAGAAGAGCGGCUGUUUAAAUGAAGCCCAGACGUGGAAGUCAAUGACUGAGCUCAACAAGCACCUCCCAUUAGAAAAAGCCUGGGGGCCAGAGAACUAUAAGCACUGUUUUUCUUAUGCUAUUGGAAAACCGGGAGACCUGGAGCAACCGUAUGAGAUUAUGAACAAGUCCAACCGUAACCAUUUAGUUUGGCCCAUGUACCACACUGGGAUGUAUGUGUUUCAAGUGAAGAUCCUGGAUCCAAACUACAGUUUCUGUAACCUGUCAGCUAUAUUUGCAAUAGAGAUCUUUGGAGUGAUUCCCAGUCCAAGCGGCUACCUGGUUGUUUCUUUCCUCUUCUUCCUGCUGCUACUGUUCUUCAGUAUUCUGGUUUUGAGUUACUUCCAUUACAUGAGGAUUUAUAAACAACAUGUUUAUGAACCAGAUUACAAAAUUGAAAGAAAACAUAAGAAUAGUUAG